Messenger RNA from Trichophyton rubrum CBS 118892, 996 nucleotides. RefSeq lists its product as uncharacterized. Gene Ontology annotation, molecular function: aldose 1-epimerase activity; carbohydrate binding. Lineage: Eukaryota; Fungi; Ascomycota; Eurotiomycetes; Onygenales; Arthrodermataceae. The record is from RefSeq and is a predicted model, not a curated record. The transcript has 2 exons. Bases 1 to 996 code for a protein of 331 amino acids. Gene Ontology annotation, biological process: glucose metabolic process; beta-D-galactose catabolic process via UDP-galactose, Leloir pathway.
AUGGCCCAGCAGCAAGAUACACACUUCGCCUUUCUUCCGCUUGGAGCCAUCAUCCAGGAGUUCCGAGUUGCUGGCAAGAAUAUCGUGCUUGCUCUGCCUGAUGAAGAGGCAUACAGGAAGUACAAUGCGCCGUACUUUGGCAGCACCAUCGGCCGCACGACCAACAGGCUCAAGGACAGCGUUGUAAAGAACCUGAACGAUAAAACGUACGUUAUAACUUCCAAAGAAGGGCCCAACUCUCUGCAUGGAGGCAAAGAAGGAUGGAAUUCUCGAGUUUUCGAUGGUCCAAAGCCUGUACAUAGAAAGGGCCGUGAAUCUGUCGAGUUUAGGUACACCAGCAAGCACGGUGAAGAGGGAUAUCCUGGCACCGUUGAGCUGCGAGUCUGGUAUAUUGCUGGACAGCAGGACGGGAAAACAGAGCUGGAGAUUGAAUACGAGGUCGAGUUCAUAGGCUCGGAGUGCGAGGAGACGGUCGUGGGGGUCACAAACCACAGCUACUUCAACCUGAGCGACGACCGAACAAUCAACGGCACUGAAGCAGUGCUGUCGACUGAUAAAUAUCUGCCGACUGACUCGACGGGCAUUCCUUUGGGAACGAUCGAGUCCUACGGCCCACUGAGAGUCACGGAACCCUUCGUGAUUGAUGACAAGUGCCCUGACUUUGAUAGCUGCUUCAUAGUCGAUACCAAUCCCCAGGAUGUCCCAUUAGACACCCGGCCUAGAGAUCUCAAGCUCCUGGCAUCCUUCAAACACCAGGAGUCAAAGAUGCACCUGGAAGUCCUCAGCACUGAGCCAGCAUUCCAGUUCUACACCGGCCAACACGUCGACGUCCCACCCGUAGGCAAGUACCCAGCCCGAGGCCCUCGAUCGGGAUUCUGCAUUGAGCCCAGUCGAUAUAUAAACGCACCCAAUGUCCCAGAGUGGCAGAAGAUGUGUCUGCUGAAAAAGGGGCAGACCUGGGGUGCGAGGACGCUAUAUCGCUCCUGGAAAGGGUGA